Pelobates cultripes (western spadefoot toad) is the source of this 15286-nucleotide messenger RNA. Lineage: Eukaryota; Metazoa; Chordata; Amphibia; Anura; Pelobatidae. The record is from the annotation of a GenBank genome assembly.
GCAAAUACAUGUGGGGAUUUUAUUUUAUUAUUUUGACAUUGGCUUCACGAAGCUGCUACAUUGAACUAAUUGUGCUCAAUCCUUCCUGUUCAGGACUGGAACACUUUCCUCUUAAGGUUUAACAACCUGGAUCUGUGUAUAUCUGAGAAUGAAACUUUGAAGCAUCUCCUCAAUGAUACUACCCCUCCUGAGAGUACAGUGACUACCGGCCAGGCGAGGUCAUCCACUCAGACACCACAGGCAUUAGAAGAUUCUGGACCCAUAAAUAUCUCUGUAGCCGUUACACUGACUUUGGAUCCUUUAAAGCCCUUUGGAGGGUUAUCUCGUAACGUAACACACCUGAGUUCCACAAUUUUUGGCCACCAAAUUGGUCUUUCAGGUAUCCAUGAAAUGAUGUUGCCAGCUUCCUUUUUCUUCAUUGGCAAAAGCAAAAAGAGAUGAUUUAGUUUUAGUUGAUGGGAAUGAGAAAAGGGUUCCCCUCAAUGUCUGGCUGGCUGAGCAUGAUGACAUAAGGAGUGUGGAACAGCUGAACUCUAAAGGUUGUUUAUUUUCUUUCCACACUGUAGUGUACGUGUUUCUGUAGUAUAUGGCUGCUGUGCUAUUCGAACAAUUGACCAAGAGCUAUUUCCAUAAAUUCUCAUCUCACCAAGCACACUGAUUUUUUUUAUACCAGAAAAAUGCACACUGCAUUGAUUAAUUACCCAUUCAUUUGCUUAUUUUAAUCCAGCGCCGGGCUCCCUCGGCACUGGUGACCUCUCCUCCUCCAUCGACGUGAGCUCCCGAGUGGAACCGAAUGCGCAUGCGUGACCAGAGGAGCGCGAGCAUUCAAACCCGCCCAUAGGAAAGCAUUACUCAGUGCUUUCUUAUGGGGAUCUUUUUUGACACUGGAGGUCCGCGAGGGCGUCCAGCGUCAAAUAAGUGCGAUUCACUCAGUUUAAAUCGCGGAAGCACCUCUAGUGGCGGUCAGGAAGACAGCCACUAGUGGCUGGAUUAACCCUGCAGUGUAAGAAUAGCAGUUUCUAUGAAACUGCUAUGUUUUCAGCUGCAGGGUUAUAACCAGGGGACCUGGCACCCAGACCACUUAAUUGAGCUGAAGUGGUCUGGGUGCCUAUAGUGGUCCUUUAAGUGAAAAUAAAAGAAUAAGCUGGAGUAGAGAAAGCCAAAUGGCGGAAACAAAAAAAAAAUAAAAAAAAAAAUACUGAAAACUAAAAAUGAAUCUAAAUAAUAUUUAACCUCUAAAUCACCAUGCUUUCUCUUACAUAGAAUUUCAGUAUAAAACAUUUUUUUUUUAUUUUUUUUUUUUUAACUUGUUUAAAAUGUUGUCACUUUGUCAUAGUGUCAGUUUGAUCAGUGUUUUCUUUUCCCUUCUAAGGCAGAGACUCCCAUGAGGAGAUGAAUAUUACUUUCACUCUGCCAGCUGCAUGGAACUCCGAUGACUGUAUACUCCAUGGGCGCUGUGAGCAGGUGGGAUUUACCACAUGUAUGACCGUAACGGCAGCGAGCAGCGUGUUUCCAGUUACACUGUAAGUAGCUCAUAAACUGAAGCCAAAUGUACAUUUUAUAGUUCAGCUGUCAAUAAAUUUAGUAUACCUUUUUUUUUUUUUCCCUCUUCUCCCCUUAGUCAGCCGCCACAUUGCAUUCCUGAAACAUACAGUAAUGCCACUCUGUGGUACAAAAUCUUCACCACCGCUCGUGACUCGAGGACAAAGUAUGCACAAGAUUAUAACCCAUUCUGGUGUUAUAAGGGAGCCAUUGGAAAAGUGUACCAUACUUUAAAUCCCAAACUCACAGUCAUUGUUCCAGAGGUGAGAUUCUUCUAUUACAAAUUAAGCUUUCCCUUUUACCAUUCCUAAUGAACAUACAUUUCUGAAUAUACUUUUCUUUUCUGCUUUCCUGCAAUAGCAGGUUUCAUUCUAUUGUUAAUUUGUAUUGCCCGAGUCAUACCCUUUUCUGUUCUCAAUCUUCAAGCCUUUUCUUAAGUUCCUGCAUCAAUCAUUUUACCCUUGUCAGUGAUUAGAGUUUGUGGACUUCUCUCAAACUGUCAACACCACAGGGAUGUCUGUGUGACAAAAUUCUCAAGAUUGCUUUAUGAAUAUUCCCAUCUGCCACAUUAAACCCUUUUCCUGAUCAAACAUGGAAGCAUUUCAUUGUGGGCAAGCGCAUACCCUCACAGCAGAGAAAUUGGUAUAAUUUUAUCCACACCCUCCCUAUCAGCAGUCUUUUUUUAAUGUAUUUUUUUUUCCCUUUCCUUGACAGCAGUUUGGAAGGAGUCUGCCUAGAUUUUAUUGUUAAACCAGGCCAAUAUUUAUGUAGGCCAAGCCAGGGCUCAUGUUUGUAAGAGUUGUCGCCCCUUUUAGUGACCCAGGGGGUCUAACAUAAUUCUUUCCCUGAGGAGAUGACAGUGGUCCACUGGAAAUAUGACGCUAAGCCAAACUCCCUGAAGACCCAGUAAACCACAUGUCCAUAAGGUACCUUGCUGUGCCUCUUUUUUGUAUAUACAUUUUCCAUUAGUGGUGACGACGAAUGGCAUAUGGGGUUUAUAAGGAAGCCCCUAGUUUAAUCAGUUUAGUUUGUGAGUUGUUCAAAUCCCUGUUUGCUUUUGAUAUACAGUACUUCAUCUGUCUCCAUGGCUGUUUAGUUUGUUAUUCCUUUCUCAAGUUAUUGCAUUAGUAGUUUAGCUUACUUACUAGUAUAAGUACCUGUUCGAAGGAAGCAACUAACAGAAGCUGAAAAAAAACUAACCAAUAGGUCACAUUUAAGAGGUUUUUGGUGAGCAUUUAGGCAAGGUUAUAAGAGUGCUCUAAUGGAUAUACUGGCUGUGUCUGAAUACCACAGUGCUAGAGGUUGAGAAGAGGGCAAUACCCACAAUAAGAGCUUUCCUGGGUCACUAAUUUAAGUAAUUCAAGAAGCCUGCUUAUGUGCAUUUUUUUGCACAUAAGCAGUCUUCUUUCAGAGAAAGGAAAAGAAUACAUUUUCAGGAUCGUCUUACUUAUGUAAAUCUGCGUAUGAGACCAAGAUCGCCUCUUUGUAUAAUCUGGUGUGAAGACAGUCUCCGUAUAUGUGAUAUGUGAUAUUCUCUCUGUGUAUCAGAUGGUGUGAAGCUCAGCUGUAGUAUAUAUAUCCAUUAUAAGAUUUGUAUGAGCUUGAGAGAAGAUAUGAACUUGGUAUAUUGCACGGUUGUCAAACCUUUUGCUUUCCUGGGCCGCAUUGAGCGCAGAGGAAUUGUCUUUGGCAUAUAACCUUUUCCUAAAUUUGUUAGCCUUGUGUGGGGUUGAUAUAUUUAAGCAUUCCAACUUAGGGAGCUAUCUCCUAAACACAUACACAUGUGUAUACAUAUGCACUCACACACACAAUCACAGACCCACAUGGGGACACCCACACGGACGGACGGACGGACGGACACACAUACAUAAAUGCAAGCAACAUACAUGCAAUCACUGACUUACAUACAGACCCCUCCAUCUCUCCUCACUCUAUACAUCUAUAAACACACACACUCACUGACAAAACAUACACAAAAAUUACAUUCAUACACAUUUAGUACUUAAGAGGUCCACCCAGCCUCCCUACCUUGCUCUGGGAGGGCUGGAAUGGAUCCACUGUCCCUGGUGGCUAGCAGUUGGUGCCGGUCUGGGAUCUCUGUGGUCUUCCUGCACAGGUCCCUCGUGCGCCCGGCAGUGAUGCAGCGUGACUGCCGGGAUGACGUCAUAUACCGGAGGCCGGCUCUCUUCAGGGCACACGAGGAGCUGUCCAGGAGGAGCAGAGAAUGUAAAGGGCUCCCUGCCUCGACGCCAAGCAGGGUGGACGGCAACUGGGCCACACUGCUAGCGUUCCUGAACCACAUGCGGGCCGCGGGUUAGACACCCCUGGUAUAUAUGAAUGAUGGAUGCUCUAUGUAUAAGUAGGUGUAAAGACACACCAGUACAUGAGUCCAAUAUAAUCUCUGGUGUGAAGACAAAAACUUAAUUGUGUAUAUAUCCAAUACAAGUUCUGUGUAUGAGAUGCUGUUAAGUCACAGCAUUCGUUUAUCUGACGGAUAUUUUAAUGUUUGAGCUAAUGUGGCGCCGCACUUUAUAACUGAUAUUGUAUCUGUAUAAUCUCUUAACACACAGACUUGAUAUGUAUGAAUGAUAGUCUCGCUCUCUCUAUAUAUCUAUAUCUAUCCCAAUAUCUGAAGUGCAUGUUAAAGGGUACUUGUCAUGACAAACACACCUUAAGAUGUCCUAAAGGCAUCUAAAUGAAGGGGACUGGAUGCCAUGUCCCUGUCUGUUUUAAACCAGUAGUGUCAAAAAUUGCCACUCUGCAGCAUUUCUGGACAACAUUUUAAUCAGAUGGUCUCAUAGACACUUUCCCUUUCCUCUCAGUCAGUUCAGUCUAUGCUGAUCAGCACAGAUAACAGACAUGCAGAGCAUGGUCUUAUAUCAGAUAAACCUUCCUCUGGGUGUCUCACCUGCUUGAAUUUAGCACAAGGCAAAUUAAUGCCUUCAAGGGAGGAGGGACAGGCUCGGUGAGAGAGCAGCACUGACAGAGGAGAGAAAAAGCCAGAAUGAUGUAUUGCAGCAGCUUUGGACAGGCAAUUUGAGAAGAUAACAUAAGUGUUAUUUAUUUUACACCAAUUCAUACAUACAGUAUAUAUCACACAGCCAACAUAACGUUUUGGGGACUUUUAACCUGUUAUUGGAAGCAAGUCUGUGUUUCCCAAACAGGGAUUUUCAGUAGAGGGAUGACUUGCAGCAAGUGUAACACAGACGGAAAACAUGAUUAAUUGGUCUCGGCCGGAGACAUGGUAAUAAAUUUAAAGUGUGAACUGUAAAUAGUGUUAAAGGGACACUCCACUGCCUAAAUACAAAUAAAAUAAAUAUCACAGUAGAUAUACCCAAAUGUAAAUGGGCAUGCAUUUUAUUAUGCAUGUUUUUCAUUGGGGUUAUGCCUAAAAACGACUUGCUUUUGCAAGCCGUUUUUAGACAUAACCCCAAUGAAAAACAUGUUCUUUUGUAACCAGGUUAAUUUAUAAAAGUUUCAAUUUCUAUUGAUAUCUGCAUUUUUUGCAAAAGGAAAAUAGGAUACACUUCACACACAAAGCUUUUCAGCAAGCUAAAGUUCUUUAGGGGUCUGGAGUGUGCCUGUUAUGGCAAAAAACUAUUGUAUAAAAUGAGUCAAGUCAAGUGGCUAGAAAACCUUUACCUGUCAUUAUCAAGAUUAUAUAAUUCCCAUAUAUUGAAGUUUCUUAAAGUAAACCUGUGUAUUUGUUUUGUGUUUGAGUUGUGAAGCUAAUUACAAAGACAAUCUAAUUACACCAAUUUCCACACUAUAUUUCUUGUCCUUUUUGCUGUGAGGGGACGAUUAACCCAUAAGUAAAUGCUGCAAAGUAUAAUUAUCAGGAAAAGAAAACUCCUGUGUGAAACGAUUUUCCUUAAUAUGUUCUAACAUUCUUUCCAUUAUUGUAAAAUCCCCCUUUUACUCACUUCCUUUUCACAGCUCUUUUUUUUUACUUAUUUAUUUAUUUAAAGGGCACUGUAAGCACCAAAACCACUACAGCUUAAUAUCGUGGUUUUGUAAACUGUGCCUUUACGUGUUGGUAUCUCUAAUGGUGGAGUGCUCCUUUUACCACUGCAUCUGCAUUUCUUAGAAGAUUGGAUAUUCCCUUUAGUCAUCUCGUCCAGCUUUAGAAAAGCAGGAACAGAGAGUUCUGUGUAUAUGGCUGCACUUGCAGUGUCUCAGAUUCACAGAAUUAGUUCCAGACAAACUAAUGGAAAGCUAAAUUCACCUUUCCUGGUUAAAGAUUUUAUUUGUGUUAGGCUUCUCAUUCCCAUGUUUACUCCUUGCUUUUCUGUUUGCUGUCCAUCUGUCUUCCAUACAUACAUGCAUGUAUGUUUAUAUCCAUUUUUGUCCAAAUUGUCAUUUCCUCUGAUAUAUUGAAAUGGUUUAUUUUAUGUUUCAUUUGCAAUUAUUCAUUUUUCUCGGUAAAUGCUAGUGAAUUCUCUAAAUCUCCGUGGUCACAACCAGCAUAUUUAUCUUUGACUAGAGAAGCUUUUCAGUGUAGGCAUGCCCAGUGAAUUCCUAGAAGUGAUAGCAUUACAUGCUAAGAUUUUUAGAUGCUGUUUUUUUGGUUUUUUUUCUUCCUUAACAGGAUGACCGCUCCCUUAUAAAUCUGCAUCUGAUGGAUACAAGUUACUUCCUGUUUGUGAUGGUUAUCACCAUGUUCUGCUAUGCUGUGAUCAGAGGAAGACCAAGCAAAAUAAGACAAAGCAACUCUGAGUUUUCUCCAGAAAAGGUUGGAAACUACCACUAUAGGACUUAAUUGUAUUUUAAAGGGAAAUCUGUGACCUGCAUUAUUUCCUCAGCUGUAGUUAUUGUCUUGGUAGAAGUGAUCAUGUCACUUAAACAGAGCCGAAGACCAGUUAGGAAAAUGGUUCAGAGUUGAUUUGUGACUUCUGGGAACUAAAUGGUUCAUAUAAUCUAUAUUCAGGAUAUCCAACUAUAGGACCUGCAGAUAAAAAACAAAAAAACUGGCUGUGUAUCACUGAGCAAAGUAUUAGCCUGGAAAUGUUGGGUUUCUGUAGCUGUACUUUAACACAGUCCGCUGCCACCUCCUCCUCCCACUUUCCCCCCUCAAAAAAUGUCACUGUGUAAGGGGAUUACAUUAAAAAAAAAAUACAUGUGUGCAUUUGUUCACAAGUGCUUAUGUAUACAAACAUAGUAACCAAGGUUAGAAAAAAGACUUGAGUUCAAGCUUCCACAUUUUUGUUUCUGCAGUUUUUCCAAGAGAGGGUAAACAAUCAAAUUUGAACAGAUUGCCAAACAUGUUACAAACUGGAACAGUAGUAAAUAUGUUACUGCCUGGAGAAAAAUUUACAUCACAGCCAUUCAUGGUUGAUCUAUAAUAUUACUUUACUAUAAAAUUCACAAAUACAUUACUUUAAUAUCAGACAACUAUAUUUUAUUCCGUAAUAACACAAAAACUCAUUUCUUUAUGGUUCUUUGUUAUAAGGUGUCAUAGACACUGUUAAAAGAUUUAAAGUGAUCGAAAAACAUUUUACCCAGUACACAACAGUAAUGUAUGCUUUAUACCACCUAUUUGAUGUCCUUUUCUCUACCUUUGUAUAGGUAACGAUUUUCUUUAAUGCUGCGGGUUUAUUUUUGUUAAAAACUGUCCUGCAAUAUGCGGUUAAUUGUAGAGUGGACCUUUCAUGGGUUAUUGCAGUGACUCGUAAGCUUUGUAAUACUGGUCACUUGUCGAUUUCAUUCAUUUUAAACCAUUUUAUACUUUUAAUUAAGGAAAGUUACAUUUUUGCAGAGAUGGUAGUGAAUACUAGCUUUUCACCUGCAAAUUUCACUUCUGUCUCACUGCUUACAGAAAUGACAGGGUAUUAUUUAAGAUUCUGCACAGUGCAAACAUAUACUGCCUUGCAUUUAUGUUUGACAGGCAUGCAGCAAUAACAUCACUUGCAUUGGCUCUUGUGCUUGGAUGUAAUGGCAUCAACACGCACAUACGUGCCCUCAGUCAGUACAAAGGGAUAUAAAAAGGCUUUGCAUUAUUACACAUGCGCAAUGGAUGCCAGGUCAUCACAAUAACAUUUGAAACAGGAGAAUGAAUAGAGAUGGGCUAAUUUCCAUUUAAUUUGCCUCUGCAAAGUUUUAACUGGAACAUUGAUAAAUGUUUUGAAUGCUUAAACAAAUAAAUAUUGCAGAAAUGUAUGUAUUUAAGCCCCUAGUGACCAGGCCAUUUUUAAAUUUUCUUACCGUUAAGGACCAGGGCUGUUUUUACAUUUCUGCGGUGUUUUGUUUCUCUUAGUCACUUACUGUACCCACACAUAUUAUUAUAUACCAUUUUCACACCAUUAAAUGGUCUUUCUAAAGAUACCGUUAUUUUCAUCAUACCAUAUAAUUUACUAUUAAAAAAAAAAUUAUAAAAUCUGAAACACACUUUCUAACUUUGACCCCCAAAAUCUUUUACGCAUCUACAACCGGCAAAAAAAACACCCAUGCUAAAUAGUUUUUAAAUUUUGUCCUACGUUUAGAAAUACCCAAUGUUAACAUGUUCUUAGCUAUUUUUAUUUUUUUGCAAGUUAUAGGGAAAUAAGUACAAGUAGUAGUUGCUAGUUCCAAAACUUUUUCCCCCCCAAAAUUAACAAAAGUUACAUUGUAACACCGAUAUCUGUCAGGAAUCCCUGAAUAACCCCUUUUUAAAAAAAAAAAAAAAAGACAACCUAAGGUAUUAAGCUUGGGGUAUUUUUACUCUUUUUAUGCAAUCAUUUUACCACCAAUCUAUGCCAAAUUUAAAAAAAAUAAAAAUAAUUGGUGGUUUGUUUUUUAUUUUAUUUUUUGUAAAUCUUGUUUAUUGAGUCAUAAAUGUCAGCAAAAGUUAGGCUCGCUAGCCAGCAAAGGGUACAAAGUUAACAAUAUUAGUCAUAAAGGGAAAUCAUCAAGCGUAAAUGCAAUAUAAUAAUGGCGUAACAAUUCACACUAAGACCGUAAACUCUAAUAACUGAUCAGUGUAUAAGUUCUGUGUUCCCUUUCCGUCUUUGGAAAGAUGUAGGUGAGCUUUGCCCUAGAGUGAUGUAUCAGUGUAUGUGAGUAUGUGUGCGUGUGUACUCGCAGGAUACAGCAACUCUUGGUGUUUACACAGCGAAAGGAUGGGGCCUAUCAGCCUCAGAUAUGAUCUAGGGUGUCUAAUAAUAAAUUGUCACAAUAUAAGGUAUAGAGUAGGCUACCCAGUAGCGUAUCAGAGUGGAAAUGACCCACAAGUCCUGUUAAUAACUCCAUAUUGGCUCAAGCGAGUGGAGAUAGGGUGGUGAAGUACGAAAUCCUUCCCGUCAUGGUGACAUGUACGUAACCUUUUCUGUUCCCUGGGGUGUGUGUUUGAGGAGCUUCUGCCUGUUUUAGGGUGCUUAGGUGCCCCUUUCUCCAUAAAUCAUUAUCUGAGCGCUUAUCACUCCGAGGUCAGGAUUCCUCUGCUCACUGCUUACUUGUGCAUAUACAUGCUAUAUGUAGCCCAUUUCUUGUACAAGGCGCCUACCUCUUCUCCGCGACAGGUACUUAUAGCAGAGCUCGAGUAUUGUACACGAUUCACUACCCCCACCCUCACCCUGUGUUUAGCUAGUGCGUGUUGUCGUCAAUGUUCUGCCGAGGGUAAGUGUCCCUGUUAUGUCUACUUGUGGUGAGCGCAUGUCAAUCUUAUUGUCGUGGGGUCAGUGUGGUGAAUUAGGUCCCAGCUAGCCUGUCAAGCAGCCAGGUCAAGAAGGCUCCCUGACGAUUGCACGGAUGGUCAGGAUCUACCGUCUUUUGUCAAGUCCUAGUCUUUGUGUCCCCGUCCGUUGACGUCGUCACUCAGUAGUCUAGUUAUGUGUUGUCUAUCUGUCCUGUAUUUGGUCCAUCCGGCCCCGCUCCCGGGCACACCGGCCCCGAUGAUCUAUAAGAUGGAGGGGAAAGAGAAGGGAUUAAGGGGAGAGGAGCAUUGGUACCCGAACCGCGGUUCCCUAAGCAUUCAUCUCUUGCCGGUACCUGGCAAUAUAUAAAAACCAGGGCGGGUUUGUUUUUUAUUGACACACAUAGCAAUUUAAGAAUACAUGUACUGAGAACUUUAAGGGUUACUUCCAAAGAACACCUCCCGAUAUGUGUUCAGCAACAUUUCCUGAGUACAGUGAAACCCCCGAGGAAUAGGUGUGUCUGGUUCGCUGGGGGCUAAAAGACCUUAUUUGGAGGGUGCACAUUCCAGUUUUCCAACGUGGAAUUUUCUCAGCUGGUCAUUACGCACCCAUGUCCUAUUUGGGACAUUUUUGAAGCCGGCCAAUGUAAUUUACCCCCAUCAAACCAUAUAUUUUUGAAAAGUAGAUACCCUAGGGUAUUUCAAAUGGUGGUAUUUUAACACUUUCCAUGUACUAAUUCUACCACCAGUCUUUGUCAAAUUUUGGGGUAGUCAUUUUUUUUGUUAUUUUUCCUCUCACAUUGUACUUUAGGCAUGGAUUCUCAGUUCCUGUUAUGUGUUACUGACAAAUACCCCAAUAUGUAUUCAUCAACAUCUCCUGUGUACAACAGUACCCCCAAUGUACAGGUUUUAUGGGUUUUUGCAAACUUACAGGGGUCAAAUGUAGGCCUUUCCCAUGUUUGCAAAUUGAAAUUUGCCUGAUUGCUUUGCUGGGCUUAUGUUGCCUUUGAGACCGUAUGGCAGCCCAGGAAUGAAAAUUAACCCCAUUAUAUCAUUUGUAAAAGGAGAAAACCUACGGUAUUAAAAAUGGGGUAUGUCCAGUCUUUUUUAGUAUCCACCUAGUCGCAAACCCUGGCCAAAAUGAGUAUUUAUAUUGUUUUUGGUGUUUUUUUUGCAUUUUUCACACACAAAUUGCCAUUUCACUGAUGAUAUCAGCAGUAGAAUACAUUUUACUGCUCUAAAACACUCAUAUUUGUGUAGAGUAAUGUCUCAUGAGCAAAACAGUACCUCUUAAGUACAGGUUUUAUGGUAAUUUGGAAAUUACAGGGUCAAACAUAAGAUUUGCAAAUUUCUGUUUUUGUAAAUUGCUAUUUGCCAGAUUGGCUAUGUUGCUUUGAGAUGAUAUGGCAGCCCAGAAAUUAAAAUCAAUAUGUCAAUAUGUCAUGGAAGGAUUUUCCAUGACAUACCAUUUGAAAAAGUAGACAACUCAGGGUAUUCAAAAUGGGAUAUGUCCAGUCUUUUGUAGUAGCCACUUUGCCACAAACGCUUGCCAAUGUUAGCGUUCAUAUUUGUUUUUUGCAUUUUUUACACCAAUAACUGCACUUUUACUGGUGAUAUCGUUGUGAAAAGUUUUAUUUUUUAAAACACUCAUUUUUGUGUUCAGCGAAGUCUCCCAAGUAUAACAAUACUCCCAUGUACAGGUUUUAUGGUGUUUUUGAAAGUUACAGGGUCAGUAUAGGGCAUGCCCAAUUCAGUUUGCCAGAUUGGUUUGCUGGGUCUGUGUUGCCUUUUGAGACCAUAUGGUAGCCCAGGAAUGUGAAAUAACCUAAUCAUGGCAUACCAUUUUCAAAUGUAGAUGUCCAGUCUUUUGCCACUUAGUCACGAUCGCUGACAAAAGUUAGCAUUUUUUUUUUCCAUUUAAAAAAACAAAACACUGCACUUUUACUGGUGAUAUCUUCAUGAUAAGUUUUACUUUUUAAAACACUCAUAUUUGUGUUCAGCAAAGUCUCCAGAGUAUAACAAUACCCCCCAUGUAAAGGCUUUAUGAUGUUUAGGAAAGUUACAGAGUUAAAUAUGGGGCUUGCCAAUUCAAUUCUCUGCACUGUCUGCCUGAGUUGUCAGGCAGGUCCUUCAAAUUAUAACUAAUAAAAUCAAAUAAGUAUGUGUGUGUGUGUGUGUGUAUGUAUGUAUGUAUGUAUGUAUGUACACAUACAGUCAGGUCCAUAAAUAUUGGGACAUCGACACAGUUCUAAUCUUUUUGGCUCUAUACACCACCACAAUGGAUUUGAAAUGAACAAGAUGUGAUUUAACUGCAGACUUUGAGCUUUAAUUUGAGUGUAUUUACAUCCAAAUUAGAUGAACGGUGUAGGAAUUACAACAGUUUGUAUAUGUGCCUCCCACUUUUCAAGGGACCAAAAGUAAUGGGACAAUUGGCUGCUUAGCUGUUCCAUGGCCAGGUGUGUUAUUCCCUCAUUAUCCCAUUUACAAGGAGCAGAUAAAAGGUCCAGAGUUCAUUUCAAGUGUGCUAUUUGCAUUUGGAAUCUGUUGCUGUCAACUCUCAAUAUGAGAUCCAAAGAGCUGUCACUAUCAGUGAAGCAAGCCAUCAUUAGGCUGAAAAAACAAAACAAAGAGAUCUCAGAGAGAUAGAAAAAACAUUAGGUGUGGCCAAAUCAACUGUUUGGAACAUCUUAAAAAGAAAGAACGCACCGGUGAGCUUAGCAACACCAAAAGACCCGGAAGACCACAGAAAACAACUGUGGUGGAUGACCGAAGAAUUCUUUCCCUGGUGAAGAAAACACCCUUCACAACAGUUGACCAGAUCAAGAACACUCUCCUAGAGGUAGGUGUAUGUGUGUCAAAGUCAACAAUCAAGAGAAGACUUCACCAGAGUGAAUACAGAGGGUUCACCACAAGAUUUAAACCAUUGGUGAGCCUCAAAAACAGGAAGGCCAGAUUAGAGUUUGCGAAACAUCAUCUAAAAAAGCCUUCACAGUUCUGGAACAACAUCCUAUGGACAGAUGAGACCAAGAUCAACUUUUACCAGAGUGAUGGGAAGAGAAGAGUAUGGAGAAGGAAAGGAACUGCUCAUGAUCCAAAGCAUGCCACCUCAGUAGAGGCAUGGUGGUGGUAAUGUCAUGGCAUGGGCAUGUAUGGCUGCCAAUGGAACUGGUUUUCUUGUAUUUAUUGAUGAUGUGACUGCUGACAAAAGCAGCAGGAUGAAUUCUGAAGUGUUUCAGGCAAUAUUAUCUGCUCAUAUUCAGCCAAAUGCUUCAGAACUCAUUGGACGGCGCUUCACAGUGCAGAUGGACAAUGACCCGAAGCAUACUGCAAAAGCAACCAAUGAGUUUUUUAAGGGAAAUAAGUGGAAUGUUAUGCAAUGGCCAAGUCAAUCACCUGACCUGAAUCCGAUUGAGCAUGCAUUUCACUUGAUGAAGACAAAACUGAAGGGAAAAUGCCCCAAGAACAAGCAGGAACUGAAGACAAUUGCAGUAGAGGCCUGGCAGAGCAUCACCAGGGAUGAAACCCAGCGUCUGGUGAUGUCUAUGCGUUCCAGACUUCAGGCUGUAAUUGACUGCAAAGGAUUUGCAACCAUGUAUUAAAAAGUGAAAGUUUGAUUUAUGACUGUUAAUCUGUCCCAUUACUUUUGGUCCCUUAAAAAUUGGGAGGCACAUAUACAAACUGUUGUAUUCCUACACCGUUCACCUGAUUUGGAUGUAAAUAUCCUCAAAUUAAAGUUGAAAGUCUGCAGUUAAAGCACAUCUUGUUUGUUUCAUUUCAAACCCAUUGUGUUGGUGUAUAAAGCCAAAAAGAUCAGAAUUGUGUCGAUGUCCCAAUAUUUAUGGACCUGACUGUGUAUAUAUAUUGUGUGUGUGUGUGUGUGUGUGUGUGUAUGUAUCUUAGCUUGACGUUUGCUUGAAGUACCUCAUAAACUUGCAUUUGUUUGAGACUUUCAUGAAGUAAUUCAGGAUUUGUAAAAUACUUAAAGGAACAUGCCAAUGGAGUACUUAUACCACCAAUGAAAACAUCUAUACUUAUUUAACUGCACAAUCCAGAACACAUGAAUGUUCAUUUACCUCACAGGUGGAAUUCUAAGGUUUUUUUUAUUUUUUGUCUUUACAGGUUGCACUGUCUGAUGCAUAACCUUCUCAACUCUAUCUUGAAUAGAUGCAAUUGGAGUCAUAGCCUGUUGACCCCACCAAGAGAAUGUGUCUUGUGUUCUUCUGAAGAGGAGAGAAGAACACACAACCUUGCAACGUUGGUUCGAUCCAACCAAAGACAUUUCAAGUGCCUGUAAUUGUUUUGUACAUAUUUAUAAAUAGGUACAUUUAAAGAGGCUCGGUGCAUACUUCCUGCAUUGCAGGAUCUUGUAUUUUAAUCCAUUGUACCUGUGGACUAGCUGUCUUUUUCUUGUAUAGAUAUGUCUAGUGGCUAUGUCUAGUUGGCAAUGAGGGUUGUCCAUUCAUGCGUGUGUAAUGAAGAUUGAAGCAAUGUCUUUCACUUAAUGUUUUGCGCAAAACUGCACUUUCUUGUACCUUGCUAAAAUAAACCUAGCAUCUGUUUGAAUGAAGGGUAAACUGCUAUAACUGAGGAGUCCUCUAUUCUUGCAAUGUGAAGCAUUUUUAUUUUAAUUUUUUUCCCUUUAAUCAAAAUUUUGCUUUGGGGUCAGCACGAUAAGAGUCAAGUAAUACACAUAUCUUCCAAAGCAUGUCAUUUUGACAGAAUUUCCAUGCUAGUAGAUCCACAUACUAAUGUGUUACACCUCUCAACAUAUGGGUAUAUUGGUUUAACCUUUUGUUUGCGAUGAAUGAGCAUGGCAUUGCACUCAAAAUGUUAGAUUAGAAUAUGUGGUGAGCUCCACAGUCUCCUAUAUUGUUUCCACAGUCACAACCUGCCACCUCUUUAGCUACUGAGAUGGACAGGGGUACGUUUGGACUGUAGAAGUCCAAAAUGACAUCUUCAAGACCUGCACUCUUUACAUCUAUUUUGGGUACAAUGGUAACACCAAUCCUUUUUAAGAAAAAAAAAAAAAACCUAUAAGACUGUACAAAAGAAAAAGCUACUUAUUGGAUCUCUUGUGUUUAUUACAUAUAUUUUUGUAUUUGUCAAUAAUCUGCCUAAGUUAAUUUUUUGGAAGGCGAUUACAGUGAGGUCUUAGGUUUAAGUGUUAGAACAUACAAUGCCAUUAAACCGGCAUUAACUCAUUUUAUAUAAAUGAGACAUGAGGUUUUAAAAAAAACAACACAAUUGUUUUGUUUGAAUAUUUUUUUUUGACUUUGAGUGGUUGGGGGAAUUCUUCUGUUCUUUGAUUGUGAUCUUUAUUUCUAGAUUGGAGAUUUGCCAUAAUUCAGCUGUUGCCCAUUUCACAAUUCAAAUCAAUACAUGUAAUUUAGUUUAAAUAAAUAACAGAUCUAUUUCUUGACAAAAAACAGCUGCUUCUAUAUCCUCCAUAUUUAGAAUUAUAUUUUUAAAUGUGGAUUGCUAGAAACAAUGUCAUUCUGGUUUAUAUGGAAUGCUUUUUGGCUUUCUAAAUAAAGCUCUCCCUGGUACUGUGGCAUUGGACUGUUGUGAAAAAGCAAUGUAUAUAGAUUUAGUGUAUAUAAACAAAUGGAUUUUCAUAUCCUGCAUAAACAUCUUUCAGCAAUUGUGCACUGAUAUGAGACACAACGCCGCAAACUCUCUAAAAAUGAUCAUAAAUAUGAGUUUGAAAACGUAAAUGUAGAUUUUAGUGCUUUUUACUAGCAUUGUACAAUUACAAUAACUAACAAAUAUCAGACAGUAAAAUCAGGGAGUGGAGAGUACUGUAUGUAGAGGUAAAAAUUCCCCCUCCCCCUUUCUACUCUUACAACCUCUGUUUUCAAUACUUCUGUAAGGUUUAGUAAAAUCCUCCUCCAGGAACAUGAUCCAAACCAAAACUGUAGUUUUCCAUAGGCCUCUUACUUAAAGUAGACCAAGACCUUCGAGUGGACAACACAGAAAAAAUGGCCAGAAAACAAAGUUGCUGUUUGUAGGAAGGAAGCAAACUGGUCAAUAACUAUGAGGCAGCUACAUUAGCCUCAUACAUUUAAAAUGUGUCGAACACUGUAAAAUGUAAUUAACCAAAAAAAAGAAAAUUGGGUUAAGUACAACUUAUAUCUUUUG